AUGGCACAUACUGCCUAUAGCUCUCUGUUUGUUACCCCGUUCUCUUUCGCUCGCCACAUAUUGGCUAUACAGGCUCAAGAUGCACACGAUGAAACUCGAGCGACUACGGAUAUCAGCAACACCUUUACCCAGUCCGAAACUAGGCUUCCCGAUGAACUUCGGCUGCGAGCCCGGGGAAAGAGGAAGGGGGAAGAUGGGGAGACCAGUGGUCAACCAUCUGUUGAAGCGGCAUUGAACAUCCUCCGCACUGUGAACGUCCCUGCCAAUAGACAUGACCGGCCUUCCGGCUUCCUUGGAUAUACGAAAUACUAUGCGAGAGAGGCAUUUUACUUAUUAUUCAUGAACCGUCCCCACAUAACUGUCGACGGACACUCUACCAGAGGGACAGAUAAACUAUCCCCCGAACUCAAAGACGCAGUGUUGCUCCUUCAAGAUGCAGUAAACCAAGACCACCCAGAUGCAAUAUUUCUUCUGGCGGAAAUGAAUUUUUACGGAAAUUUUACCCAUCCACGGAACUAUACCAGGGCAUUCGAACUAUAUAAAACACUCGCAACGCUGGAAGGCAAUAGCACCGCACAAUAUAUGGUUGGGUUUAUGUAUGCCACAGGGAUAGGAGGGGCAGUCAAACGGCAUCAAGGCCAGGCUUUGCUCUAUCAUACAUUCGCAGCUAUGGGAGGAAACAUUAGAUCUCAAAUGACCGUAGCAUUUCGCCGGUACCUUGGCAUCGGAGCACCUCGUGAUUGCGACCAAGCAGCGCUUUAUUACAAACAAGUAGCAGACCAGGCAAUGGCCUACUACAGGUCAGGCCCACCUGGAGGCCAAAUGCUCAUUAGAGAGUCUUAUAACUGGGCUGAUGACGAGGGUGGGGUGUAUGGCGAAGGCGCAAGCGUCUCAAGCUCCGGUGCAAAUGCGAAUAGGGAUGGCCAGAACUCAGGUUCCGAUGCAAGCCUUGAAGAUGUGCUCGAAUAUUUAGAUCUCUUGUCGAAGAAAGGCGAUGUAAAGGCCACUUUUAGCCUGGGUAAGAUGUAUUACGAGGGUUCGAAGAAUCUGAAGAGAAAUGUACGGAGAGCAAUGCGAUAUUUUGGGCUUGUCGCAAAAAAAUACUGGACAAAGGACGGCAAAAUCAUCUCCAGCCACCCAAUAGGGAUUGAGAAGACUGCUGCAAAAGCGGCCGCGCACAUUGGACUCAUGUUCCUGCGUGGGGAGGGCACUGAGCAGAAUUUUGAAAAAGCGUUAACCUGGUUUCAGCGAGGAAUACCUCUUGGGGACCCCAUGUCCCAACACUACAUGGGCUUGAUGUAUUUGAAUGGAUAUGGAGUCCCCAAAGACGGGUUGAAAGCUGCGGCUUAUUUCAAGGCGGCAUCAGAACAGGACUUUCCAGCAUCUGAAACCAGGCUUGGUGCUCUAUUUCUUGACCAGGGCGAUGUGGCCACGGCGACACGAUACUUUGAGUUAGCGGCUCGAUACGGUUGGAUCGAAGCAUUCUAUUAUCUUGCGGAAAUUGCCGAAAAAGGGAUAGGAAAGGAGCGUCAUUGUGGCGUGGCGACAGCUUACUAUAAAAUGGUGGCUGAAAAGGUCGAGGCCAUACAUUCCUCAUUCCACGAGGCUAAUACCGCAUAUGAAAAUGGCGACAAGGAGACUGCCUUGGUUGCUUCAAUGAUGGCAGCAGAGCAGGGCUAUGAGAAUGCUCAGGCAAACGUGGCGUACCUGCUGGACGAGCAACGUUCUGUUCUUCCACUUGAUUCAAUAUUGCCCCGGUCCAGGAGUCGCCGGCCAUCUUUGCUCCGGAAUGCUGCUUUAGCACUUAUAUACUGGACUCGUUCUGGAAGGCAAGCGAACACUGACUCUCUUGUGAAAAUGGGAGAUUACUAUUUCUAUGGCUACGGGACGUCGCCUGACCUUGACAAGGCCUUUACCUGCUACCAUUCAGCUGCGGAGGGGUAUCACAGUGCCCAGGCGUUCUGGAAUCUGGGUUGGAUGCAUGAAAAUGGCUAUGCUACGGAGCAAGAUUUCCAUAUGGCGAAAAGAUUCUACGAUCUGGCUCUUGAAACCAAUUAUGAAGCUUAUCUACCCGUUAAGCUCAGUCUAAUCAAGUUGCGAAUACGGAGUUUCUGGAAUAAAAUAACGCACGGAAAUGCCAAUCCCAUCCGAACAGAAGCAGAUGCGAAACCCCACCGAUCAUUUAAGGAAUGGAUUACAGCUUUCAUCACCUAUGACGAAGAGGAAAACGAAGAUUACCACAAACACAAACUGAAACGUCAAUCCAAUCCUGAUAAUCUGGAUGGCGUCUUUUCCGAAGAUGGAACCGGGACAGAUGCCAUGGACGAAAAAGUCAUUAGUGACCAAGAUAAGAAUUUUUACAACGAGUAUGAUAUUGAUUUUGACGACGAAUUCUUUGAUGGCUUCGUUAUCCUUUUGUUAGCAGUGAUAUUGGUUAUCCUCGUGUAUGUGCGGCAGCAGCGAGCUCUACGACGUGGACGUCAGGAGAACCAGAAUGCUGCCGCCAAUGGCAGAGCUCCGGCAAGGAAUGGAACAGGGCAACCAGCGAAUAACCCUGCGGGGACUGAAGGUGCCGUCGAUAGACAACAAAGGCAAGAGGAUAGAGGGCUUUUCCCCCAGCCUGACGAUCCCGAGUUCGCAGCUUGGGUUGCUGGUGGGUUACGUGCUCGUUACUCCUUCACGUCAAAUAUGUCCUACCAAGCUGCCAAACGCCGUCGAAUCGACCAAGCUACGUCUACACUCUUCAAACCUUUUAAAUCACCUCUCCGCAAACAACUUGAAAGCACAUCCACAGACAAUGGCGGAAAGAAAGACACGGAGUCAGAUCCGAAAGCUGCAACUGAUGCUCCCAAUUCUCCCAAUGCAUCCGACAAGCACUCCUCCCGUACCCAUUCCGAAGUUAUUAAAAAACCUACCACAAUCCCACCAGCUCCGCCGCCAACAGCGUCACCAUCAUCACCAAGUGUGCCAUCAGAGCUCAUCACCCUCCAAAAGAAACACUCUGCCCUGACAACUCGUCUUAUAACCCUGCGCGCAGAACUCGAUUCAGUCAACCAAGCGCUGAAAGUUGAACAGUCAGGACAAGACGCGGAGCUUGAAGUGCUGAUUGCCAAGUGGAAAGCAGCGAGCCGAGAGGCGGCGGAAGAGUUGUUUGUCAGUGCUGAGGAGAGGGUGGAGAGGAUGGGCGGCGUUAAAGGGUGGAAGGAGAGGAUGAGGCAGGCACAGGAGAAGAGGGCGAGAUGGGAUGAAGAUGUUCGUGCUGUUGGAGAUGGGGAGGAUUUGGAGAGUGAAUGGGAUGAGGAGGUGGAAAGGAAAAAGGCGGAAAUGGAAACGGAUAGUGAAAAUGUAGGUGGAGGGCAUGGUGGUGGGAAUAAUGAGUUAGGGGACGAGGAUGAGAGCUUUACGAUGGAUAUGAUGCUCAAAAGUUUGAAUGUUGAGCUGGAUAUCAUCGGGUUCGACAAAGACACCCAGCAAUGGACCUGA
Molecule: messenger RNA, 3483 nt
Organism: Paracoccidioides lutzii Pb01
Exons: 6
Coding region: 1-3483 (1160 amino acids)
Biological process (GO): ERAD pathway
Cellular component (GO): endoplasmic reticulum membrane
Molecular function (GO): protein binding
Source: RefSeq, a predicted model, not a curated record